GACGAGAGAAACUUUCGCUUUAAUGUAAAUCUGUUCAAGACGCUCGUCUGAAAUAUAAAGGAAAAAAUGGUUGAGAGGCUCUAGUUUUAAAACAUUGUUGGUGUAGACAGGAAUGUUUUUGCUUAUUUUUUUAUUGUUUCUCUCUUCAUUUAGAGAUGCGCAGCAAGAAAAACACUUCCUGCACUACAAGUUCACAGCCCUGACUAAAGCAGACACAUUCCCAGAGUUCAGUGCUGUGGGUGUGUGUGAUGACAGACAGAUCAAACACUGUAAAGAUCGACUCUGGGUAAGAGAGAGUCUGACUGUGGAUAACUGGACCAAAUCUCCUGCAAACCCACCUGAUCAUAGAGACUGGUUCAUUCAUCAGCUGUACUCUCUGUCAAACUGCACAAACUCACAGUGUUCUGAGCUUCAUGUUCUUCAGAGAAUAAUUGGCUGUGAACUGGAGAAACUUCCUGAUGGAACAGUAAAUCUGACUGUCUUUGAUGAAUAUGGAUUUGAUGGAGAGGAUUUUAUAUCCUUUAGUGAUGACACUAUGCAGUGGAUUGAUAAAAGCCCAAAAGCCAAAGAAACCGUGAAGGAAUGGAAUAAUCAAAUAGAACGGAACCAGUACAUCAAGGGUUAUCUCGAGAACUGUGUGCACACGAUCUCCACAUUUAACCACACAAAUAUGAGUGCUCCAGAUGUUCGUGUCUCUGCGAGGAAAUCUCCUGAUGAUGACAGUAAUCUGAUUCUGACGUGUCUGGCCACUGGUUUCUACCCCAGAGAUGUUCAGAUGAACAUUAGAUUGGACAAAACUAAACUUGAGGAUCAAACAUCUUCUGGAAUCAGACCAAAUGAAGAUGAAACCUUUCAGAUGAGAAUCAGUGUGAAGAUCGACAGAAACCAUGAAGGAUCUUAUGAUUGUCUGGUCAUUCACAGCAGUCUGACAGUUACAGUAGAGUGGGAUGGAAAAUGUUCUAACUGUGAACCAGAACCUCAAAGGGGUGUUAUAUAUGGAAUAAUUGCGGCCGUUGUAGUCUUUGUGAUUGGUUGCUACAUCUACAAAAGGAAAAGUUCAAAUGGUCUGAUGACAUGGAGGCGCAAUUAUGGCUCAAUGGAUGGUCAGUCACAAAAUGAUCUAUAAGGAGAAUAAAAAAAAAAUAAAAUCAGUCCAAACUGCAGCAGGUACAGACUCCAGUGGAUCAGCAGUGAUGGACUGAGAUGUGAACAUGUUUAUGGGCACUGAUGAGAAUUUACUCAUUUUGCACACAGUGUUCUUACUGAAAAAAAAAAAAAAAAAAAAAAAAACGUUUUGGUUCUUGAUUUUGUUCCUUUAGCUGUUUCUAAUCUGUAUCACCUCUACUUUAACAAGAAUGCUUAAUCAUAGCUGUUUCUGUUUAUAUUAUCUUUAAAUUUUAUCUUAAAAUGAUGACACUGACUCCUGUACAACUGUGGCCUGUUGCACAUUUUAGACUUGACAAUUAAUAUAACACUUUGCUUUUAAUAUAAUACACGCAUUAAUAUACAAACUUCUUGCCUUUCAGGACUCAAAUGAGAGCUUUUAUAAAUUGCAAACAGAAGUUUUUAUUUGUUUAAUGUAGUAAAUCAUAUGUUGGAAAAACAGGAUUAAGAACAGAUAUUGCCGAUUAUCACAGUACUGUUAGAUGAAAUAGUAUGCUAAACUAAAAUGUGAUGAAUGGCUAUGAAAUGCACCUGUUAUGAUGAUAAAUUAUGAUCAAUUAAAAAAAUAAUGUAAGAUCAUAAUGUUUUAUAGAGAGACAUUUGAUACUAGAGCAAAGCUGGACACUCUAAAUAUAUUUAAUAACAUAUAUAGUAUAUUUUACAAAAUUACACCAUGCAGAAUUAACUGACAUAGCCGAUAUAAUAUAACAUAUCCCACACACUGAACUCAAAACACAGUUUAUAUCAUUGUAAGUUUUAUCUCUGUAUUUUCUGCAUACAGGAAGUGUGAGGAGGGAAAUUAUUACAGUGCAAACUUAUUUGUAAAUAUAUACUAUUUUCAGCACAGGGAUCAGAGAAAAUAUUUUAGGUGUAAGAUUUUUGCAUUUAUAGAUUUAUAAAUUCACCUUUGUGAAGUGUUUCGAUGUUUCAGUGUUUCAAGCUUCACAGCGGUCAUGGUUCAUGAUUAUGCUGCUGAAAUUAAGGUCCUUCCUUUCAAAUGUUGUUAUUAAAUCAUGUCUAGAUUUUUUCUUUUGACUCUGUAAAUGUUUUUGGCAGUUCUCUGUUUGUGUGUUUUAAUUCAAUCAAUUGUUUGAUACCCAGAGAAUACAUGUAUUGAUCAAAUGUACAAAUUAAAUACUUUGUAAGUGUCUUUGAUAAAAGUGUCUGAUAAAUGCAUUAAUGAAG
Molecule: messenger RNA, 2349 nt
Organism: Ctenopharyngodon idella (grass carp)
Lineage: Eukaryota; Metazoa; Chordata; Actinopteri; Cypriniformes; Xenocyprididae
Product: zinc-alpha-2-glycoprotein-like
Exons: 6
Coding region: 113-1126 (337 amino acids)
Biological process (GO): immune response
Cellular component (GO): external side of plasma membrane
Source: RefSeq, a predicted model, not a curated record